AUGAAAUACUUAGCUGCUUACUUAUUAUUAGUCAACGCCGGUAACACCUCCCCAUCUGCCGCUGACAUCAAGAAGGUCUUAGAAGCCGUCGCCAUUGAUGUUGAAGAUGAAAAGAUCACUCAAUUAUUAGCCGAAGUUGAAGGUAAGAACGUUGAAGAAUUAAUCGCUGAAGGUAACGAAAAGUUAUCUUCCGUCCCAACUGGUGGUGCUGCUGCUCCAUCCGGUGGUGCCUCUUCUGCUGCUGCUACUGAAGAAGCUGCUGAAGAAGCCGCUGAAGAAGAAAAGGAAGAAUCCGAUGACGACAUGGGAUUCGGUUUAUUCGAUUAA
Messenger RNA from Dujonia railenensis, 327 nucleotides. The record is from the annotation of a GenBank genome assembly. NCBI's taxonomy places the organism in Eukaryota, Fungi, Ascomycota, Pichiomycetes, Serinales, Debaryomycetaceae.